AGUGCAAAAACAGAGGCUGGCAACUCAUGAUGGAAUUCUUCACCUUGGUGUUAGGUCUCUUGUUGGUGCUGUGGAGUCUGCGGGCAUGGAUCUCCGCACUCAUCCCUGGCACAAGCCACAGACGGCUCCCACCAGGCCCCGUCCCUCUGCCCAUCGUUGGGAGCCUCUUCGAACUUGGUAACAAACCCAACGAGUCGCUCGCCCGACUUGCUCAGACCUAUGGUCCACUCAUGACUCUCAAGCUCGGUCACUUAACGACCGUCGUUGCUUCUACUGCCAACAUGGCCAAAGAGGUCCUCCAAACCCACGACCAGGCUCUCGCCGGUCGAAUGGUCUUGGAUGCCGUUCGGGCGCUGAACCACUACCAGGCAUCCGUUAUAUGGCUCUCCCCCUCCUCCCGAUGGCGAAACCUUCGCAAGCUCUGCAACAAUCAGAUCUUUACUUCACAGAGACUCAACGCGAGCGAAUCGUUGCGUCGGCAGAAGAUAGAAGAGCUUGUCGCUCAUGUACGUGAAAGUGUUCAGAUGGGUCGACCCGUUGAUAUUGGUCAGUCCGCAUUCGCCACCUCCCUUAACCUCCUAUCCAACACCAUGUUCUCCCUUGACCUGGCCCGUCCAGGAUCAGAUACCGCACAGGACUUCAAAGCAGUGGUGCGGAGAAUUAUGGAAGAAGCAGGAAAGCCAAAUCUUUCGGAUUAUUUUCCUAUAGUGAGACCAUUAGACUUGCAAGGUAUAAAACGCAGUAUGACUAUUUACGUGGGAAGACUAUACAAGGUGUUCGAUGAAAUCAUCGACCAACGAUUGGUCUCUAGAGCUUCACUUCCUUCUCCGACUAGGAAUAAUGAUCUAUUAGAUAUACUACUCGAUCAAGAUAGCAGUUCAGAAUUUAGCCGUCACGAUAUCAAAUCGUUGUUUGGGGACAUAUUUGUAGCGGGGACGGACACGACCUCUACGACAUUAGAGUGGGCGAUGGCUGAACUACUUCAUAAACCAGAGUCGAUGGUGAAGGCUCAAUUGGAGCUGCAAGAAAACGUUGGAGAUCGUAAACCAAUGGAGGAAACUGAUGUCGCUCGGCUCCCUUAUUUACAAGCGGUGGUGAAGGAGACCUUGCGGCUGCACCCACCAGCUCCGCUUUUGCUCCCUCAUAAAGCAGAAGCUGAAGUGGAGAUCUGUGGGUUCACUGUGCCGAAGGAUGCCCAAGUGCUGGUGAACGUGUGGGCUAUUGAGCGAGAUCCCAGCAUAUGGACGAAUCCGGAUUCGUUUGUUCCUGAGAGGUUCUUGGGGUCGUCGGGGAUUGAUGUCAGAGGCCGAGACUUCGAGCUCACACCGUUCGGGGCUGGGAGAAGGAUCUGUCCGGGGAUGCCACUUGCGUUGUCGAUGGUGCACCUGAUGUUGGCUGCACUUCUACAUUCGUUUGAUUGGAAGAUUGAAGGUGGGAUAAGCCCCAAUGACAUGGACAUGGCCGAUAAGUUUGGGAUCACCUUGGAGAAAGCUCUGCCCCUUAGAGCGAUACCACAUGAGGCGACACGGUCUUGACUCUUGAGGGUAAUUCAAUUUAUAUUUUAUCUGUAUUGAGAAGGAAAUGAUAUUGUAGGAAAGUGGAUCAGGUUCUCAGGAUUGUGGUCCAACAGUUGGAAUAAGGCCUCCUUGUAAGCUCGAUGAGUUUGGCUUGUAAUGACUAAUGAAUCCAUUAAUAACUUACAGUUAGUUAAU
Molecule: messenger RNA, 1712 nt
Organism: Macadamia integrifolia
Lineage: Eukaryota; Viridiplantae; Streptophyta; Magnoliopsida; Proteales; Proteaceae
Product: geraniol 8-hydroxylase-like
Exons: 2
Coding region: 27-1535 (502 amino acids)
Molecular function (GO): heme binding; monooxygenase activity; iron ion binding
Source: RefSeq, a predicted model, not a curated record